Glycine soja is the source of this 1480-nucleotide messenger RNA. Its product is annotated as TMV resistance protein N-like. The record is from RefSeq and is a predicted model, not a curated record. Lineage: Eukaryota; Viridiplantae; Streptophyta; Magnoliopsida; Fabales; Fabaceae. The transcript has 2 exons. The coding region runs from base 140 to 1435 and encodes 431 amino acids. Gene Ontology annotation, molecular function: ATP hydrolysis activity; ADP binding. Gene Ontology annotation, biological process: signal transduction; defense response.
UAGAACACGUCUUCCAAUUAUUUACAUUUUUGCCCACCAACUGGAAGCAGACAGUGUUUUAAAUUUUAACUAUCUACGCACUUUGUCGUCCCACUCUUCAAUUAUCUUCAGGAAGCAGGUUCAGUUUUCACCUUCUGCAAUGGCUUGCUCUUCAUCACACACGAAGAAUUUUGAUGUGUUUGUGAGCUUUAGAGGUCUGGAUACUCGUAAUAGUUUCACUGAUCAUCUUUUUGCUGCUCUUCAAAUGAAAGGCAUUGUUGCUUUCAGGGAUAACCAAAAUAUCAAGAAAGGAGAACUCUUGGAGCCUGAGCUCUUGCAGGCAAUCGAAGGAUCACAUGUUUUCAUUGUUGUCUUCUCAAAAGACUAUGCAUCAUCCACAUGGUGCUUGAAAGAGCUGAGAAAGAUUUUUGAUGGGGCUGAAGAAACAGGGCGAAGUGUGCUCCCUAUUUUCUAUGAUGUCACUCCUUCUGAGGUCCGGAAACAGAGUGGAAAGUUUGGAAAAGCUUUUGCUGAACACGAAGAAAGGUUCAAAGAUGAUUUGGAAAUGGUAAAAAAAUGGAGGGAAGCUCUCAAAGCAAUUGGCAAUCGUAGUGGUUGGGAUGUACAAAAUAAACCACAACAUGAAGAAAUUGAAAAAAUUGUUGAAGAGGUAAUGAACCUACUGGGUCAUAAUCAAAUUUGGAGUUUCAGUGGUGAUUUAGUUGAUAUGGACUCUCGUGUGAAACAAUUGGAAGAGCUUCUAGAUUUGAGCGCAAAUGAUGUUGUUCGCGUUGUGGGAAUUUGGGGGAUGAGUGGAGUAGGAAAGACAACACUUGUUAAAGCUUUAUUUGGUAAAAUCUCUCCUCAAUAUGAUGCCCGUUGUUUCAUUGAUGAUUUAAGCAAAACUUGUGGGGAUUUUGGAGCAACAAGUGCACAAAAACAACUUCUUUGUCAAACUCUAAAUCAAGCAAAUAUAGAGAUACACAAUCUUUCCCACGGAAUCAUGUUGAUAAGAACUAGGCUACGUCGCUUAAAGACACUUAUUGUUCUUGAUAAUGUUGAUCGGGUUGAACAAUUAGAGAAUUUGGCUUUGCAUCGUGAAUAUCCAGGUGAAAGGAGUAGAAUCAUCAUAAUCUCUAAAAAUAUGCAUAUCUUAACAAAUUAUGGAGUAGAUGAAGUUUACAAUGUUCAACUCCUUAAUAAGGAUAAGGCUCUUCAAUUACUUUGCAAAAAAGCUUUCAAAUCUGAUGAUAUUGUGAAAGGGUAUGAAGAGGUAACAUCUGAUGUACUGAAGUAUGUCAAAGGCCUUCCACUAGCAAUCAAAGUAUUGGGCUCAUUUUUGUUUGAUCGAGAUGUUUUUGAGUGGAGAAGUGCAUUAACUAGAAUGAAAGAAAAUCUAAGUAAAGAUAUCAUGAAUGUGUUGCGAAUAAGUUUUGAUGGAUUGGAGACAAUGUAAAAAGAAAUAUUUCUAGAUAUUGCUUGUUUCUUUUCAAGUGAUCAA